AUGUACCAUUCUUCAUUUCUCUUUUCCCAUUCUCUCUUUCUCUCAUCACUUUUUCCAUUUUCCCUUUCUCUCAUCACUUUUCUCAUUCUCCCUUUCUCUCGUCACUUUUCCCACUCUCUCUUUCUCUCAUCUCUUUUCCCAUUCUCUCUUUCUCUCGUCUCUUUUCCCAUUUUUCAUUUGUCUUGUCUCCUUUACCAUUCUCCAUUUUUCUUGUCACUUUUUCCAUUAUCCCUUUCUCUUGUCUCUUGUAACAUUCUCCAUUUCUUUUGUUUCUUUUCCCAUUCUCUCUUUCUUUCUCUGUUCAACAUUCCAUUCUUUUUUUCUUGUCUCCCUUUCUCCAUUUCUUUUUUUUUCUUUAUCCCUUUCUCUUUAACAUUCUCCAUUUCUUUUGUUUCUUUUCCCAUCACUUUUCACUUUCCCAUUUCCCUUUCUCUCAAUCACUUUUUCCAUUAUCCCUUUCUCUUCUUUCCCAUUCUCCCUUUCUCUAAAUCACUUUUUUCCAUUCUCCCUUUCUCUCGUCACUUUUUUCCCCCCUUCUUGUCUUUUAACAUUCUCCAUUUCUUUUUUUCCCAUUCUCCCUUUCUCUUCGUCACUUUUUUCCAUUCUCCCAUUCUCUUGUUAUUCUUGUAA
Acanthosepion pharaonis is the source of this 630-nucleotide messenger RNA. Lineage: Eukaryota; Metazoa; Mollusca; Cephalopoda; Sepiida; Sepiidae. The record is from the annotation of a GenBank genome assembly.